CAUGCACUCGCUCAUCUCAUGCAUGAUGUCUUCACUUAGUCUAGGAACACAUAUCCUUGCUGUCUAUCUCAUUUUCCUAGCACCUCAAAUUCAAGGAGGCCAGUUUCUUCGGACCAGCAAACAGACAUGGUAUGAACAUGUACUUGGAUCAGGAUAUGAGAAGGACAACCCUUAUCACGCUUCACAUGUAACAAAUGCGGGUAGCUACUUUGGGCUUGUUGUUACUAUGGACGUGUAUGGAUACAAUCUCAUUCAUGGCCAAGUGAGCACAACAACAAUUACUGUUGGUAACCUGGAGGGCGACUUCAAAUCAAACGAGGACGCAAUUUGGGUUGGAUGGCAAGUUUACCCAAAUCACUAUGGUGAUUCACGUACUCGGUUCUUCACACUUUGGACCAGAGACGCUUAUCGUACUACAGGGUGCUUUGACAUGGAGUGUCCUGGUUUUGAGCAGACAAGGGGAGCGGGACUAAAACCGGCUGCAGUAAUAGAUCCAUUGUCGCAUCAUAAGAUUACAAUCAAAGUGCUUCAAGACAGAAGAACUAGGGACUGGUGGAUACAUGCCGGUUUUAAUGGUUCUACACCAGUUAUUGGGCGUUAUCCGGCAAAGCUAUUCGAUAGCUUAUCCAGGAAAGCAACUCACAUUGGAAUGGGUGGUGUUGUUGGAGUGGUUGGGAGUACCCCAACCCCUCCGAUGGGCAGUGGGUACUUCCCCUCUCAUAAAUCUGCUACAAUCACCGAUAUUUCAUACAUUGGAGAAAAUGGCAAACUCACACCAUUUUCUCUUAAUACAAGGAAAGUAGAGACUAAGAGCAGUUGUUACUCCGUCUCACCUAUUACGAAUGCCAGGUUCUCUUAUGGAGGGCCUGGAGGUUGCUAUGCGCAUGCUUAGUAUAUUUAUCAACCAAUUACAUGAGGUGUCCUCCAUCCAUGUUGUAAUAAGACAAUAAUAUAACUUCUA
Messenger RNA from Aegilops tauschii subsp. strangulata, 961 nucleotides. RefSeq names its product protein neprosin-like. The record is from RefSeq and is a predicted model, not a curated record. Lineage: Eukaryota; Viridiplantae; Streptophyta; Magnoliopsida; Poales; Poaceae.